Mytilus trossulus (common blue mussel) is the source of this 1464-nucleotide messenger RNA. RefSeq lists its product as uncharacterized. The transcript has 12 exons. The coding region runs from base 77 to 1435 and encodes 452 amino acids. Lineage: Eukaryota; Metazoa; Mollusca; Bivalvia; Mytilida; Mytilidae. The record is from RefSeq and is a predicted model, not a curated record.
CACACUGUAAAGAUUAUUAUAUAAUGUAGUCACGAGUUUCUUAUCAUAACCAAAGUUGUCGUUGAUCAAUGCAAAUAUGAACAAGUAUACACUGUGGACAGUGUUGUUGGUAUUUCAUGUAAACACAACUUUUGGAUGUGAGGACAUAGAAAACCAGGUUUGUUCUCAACUAAUUCAGAAGUAUCCAGGGUUUUGCAGCGACACCUGUCUGUCAACAUUAUGUCAACGAAGUUGUGGACUCUGUCCUACUAAUUGUUACGAGUGUCAUGAGGUCGAUAAUCCCAAGAAUUGUACAAACAUGGUAGAAUGUCCAUCAAAAGACCAUUAUUGUUUUACCACGCAGUCUUUUGCUGACGAUUUCAGAGAAAUAUAUAAACUAGGAUGUGCUACAAAAAAUCUUUGUGCCGGCUACUUUGGUGAUAAUGUCAAACGCAGUCUCAAAGUUAAUGCUGCAUGCUGUCAUGAAGAUAGAUGUAAUAAUUUGACACCUGAGGCGAUUGAAUAUGUAAAACAUAAUCACCAAAUGAUCACAACACAACCAUCAAAUGAAACAACUAUCUCACCAUUGAUCAACGACUGUGGUAAUAUUGAUGACAGUAUAUGUACACGUAUAAUACAGUUAAACCCAGAUUUCUGUCAGAAUGAUACAUGUGCUGCUUCGAAGUUAUGUCCCUUGAUGUGUAAAAGUUGUUUUAGAUGUAAUAGUUGUAAUGACAUAGAACAUAUUGAUGACUGCAAGGCGACCACCUCAUGUAGCGGGGGCAUGAAAUGUUAUUCUCUUGAAACAUUAAGUUUUGAUCUGAGACCGGUAUAUAGACUUGGAUGUAUGGAUGAUCAGCUUUGUCAGAGAUUCAUGAUAUCAAGCCCGCAAAUAUUUGGAAAAAGACAGCAAUUACAACUGAAAGGAGGUUGUUGCAGUUCUGACCUAUGUAACGACAAUGUUGUCAUGACAACUACACCAGCUACAACAACAACACAAGUUCCUACAACUGUUGUUACUGGUUGCGGUCACCAUUCAUCAAGACAUUGUCCUUCAGGGUUUCAGCUUUAUCAUUCGUGCUACCAUGUAGGUAAAGAAGCGAAGAGCUGGCUUGAUGCAGAGAGUUACUGCAAGAGUAAAUGUACUACACUUGCAGACUUCAGUUCGUUAAGCGAUCUGCAACAUGUGUUCUCACAUGUUCUUUCACAAAAAACAAAUUCAACAACAUUGGACUUUUGGACAGAUGGUGUCGGAUACACAAGUACCUUUAAAUAUUCUAGACAAUAUUGGAUGUGGUCAACUACAAAACAAAGAAUAAGUUCUGAGUUAACUCAUCAGGUCCAUCACAGUAGUUCUAUUGAAUGUAUAAAGGUGAAAAGGAACUCCCAUACAAGCACUGAUUUAUUGUCUGCGGCAAAUUGCCAAACAAAGUUAAUUCCAUUAUGUAAAUUGUAAUAAAUUUGGGAUACAUUUACUUUUGAAAA